CUGUCCUUCUCGCACCGCGCUCAGAAGUGCUGGGUUUGAAACAACACUUCUACCGGUCGGAGAUCGUCUUCGGUGAAUCUUCGAAGUUAAAGCAGUAACUGGACAGGACAAAGGCUGAAGAUGACCCGUCACUUUGAGUUUGUCCUGGCACUGGCAAUCCUGGCUGGAGUAGUGUAUCCAGCCAAGAGCCAGGACCAACAGCUGACUGAUGAAGAUGCCUCACCUGACAUUGAGGAAGCGGAGAUGUUACUUGAAGAGCUGGAAGAUUUGGUGGAGAAAGAAGUGAUGGCCGACAACAACGGUUAUGACAUAGCAGAACUUUUCGGCAAAAGGCAUUUCCUUGUUCACAGCCCAAACCUUGCAUUAGGGAGACCUACGUUUCAAUGUAGCGUAGGAUGGGGAGGUGCCUCGGCUCGAGCUGUGGACGGAAAGAGGAGUCCUUACUGGGCUCACAGUUCCUGCACACACACGAACGAAGAAAACGACCCAUGGUGGUACGUCGAUUUGGGACGCGUAGUCACUGUGGACCACGUCACCAUCGUCAACCGCCGAGACUGCUGCAGUGAAAGGAUCACACCCUUCAACGUCCACGUCGGGUACAGCACCAACGUGGCCAGCAACCCGAGGUGUGGCGGGCAUCACCACUUCCCUCCGACUGAGACCGAGCAUAAUGUCCACUGCGGCGGGUUGAGGGGCAGGUACGUGGGCAUCAGGCUGCCAGGGAAGAAGCGAGUCCUGACGCUGUGCGAGGUGGAGGUAUAUGCAUCUCCAAACCUAGCGUUGGGAAAACCAACUUUCCAGUCAAAUGUCGCAUAUAACGGGUUUGCCCCCCGAGCGACUGACGGAUGCAGGGACCCGAACUGGGGUAGCCAGUGCUGCACCCACACUCCAGCGGAGGCGAACCCUUGGCUGCAAGUGGACCUCGGAAGGUCGUACAGAGUCCAGUGGGUGAUCAUCAUGAACCGUGCGGACUGCUGCCGAGAGCGACUCACCCCCUUCAACAUCCACAUUGGAAACAAUGCGCGUGUAGAGUACAACCCUCGCUGCGGCGGACAUCACACCAUGCCCGCUGGUAGGAACAAGGAUGCCAUCAACUGCAACGGACUGACAGGACGAUAUGUGGGGAUCCGACUGCCCGGCUAUGGCCGUAUCCUGACAGUCUGUGAGAUAGAAGUCUACACAGGUACGCUGACAAAGAGGACAUCUGAAGUGCGGGAGACCGAGGGAAAGGGCUGUGGAGAACAUGAGGAGGGGCAAAGCUGGGUGGGUGAUGAGGAGGAACACAACUGCAACUGUGACGCCGGCGAAGAGUUCUGCUACAAGGUAGUGUGUGGGGAUGAUGGAGAAAAGAAACCCAUCAAGGGCGAAGAAGGGAUGUGGACCUGCGAGGAGACUGAAGAGACCGAGGAAACCGCACGGGAGAUCCUGGAGGAAACCAUGGAGAAUCUGAUGGAGGACUACAAGGAAUAACUGGCUGGAGUUGUGAAGAUCUGGCCAAGAAACUGAUGGACAUGGAAGUCAACUCGGCGUGACUUUCUUUUCACACGUUCAUAGCUUAUUCGUUGUUGGAAUCUAUCUAGUUUGUACCUCUCUUACAGCAUUUUAGAUAUGGACUCUAUUUGCAACUCUUUGGCUUAUGUCAAAUCUAUUUUUCUUUUAGCAGUCGAGAUCUUCUUUCCUUCCUCCCUUUUGAACUAUGGUCUUCUUUUCUGAUUUCCUAAAUUAGAGUCUAUUCCUUUGGUGCCAGCUGUGCAUCUUAUUCUCUAUUUGAUGACAACUGUACCUCUACUGCCGAGGUGCGAUGUUACAACACAGACAAUGUAUGCUCAUAAGCAGAUCUUAUAAAUUAGUUAGCGGUGUUGACAGCAGUGAGGUUGAAAGGAACGUUCUUUUUUCAAACAAAAGGAAACGUUGGUUUAGAUCCGUAGUGAAGGUCCCGGACUAAAGACGUCAUCUAGAAAGAGUACAUGUCUUAACAUGUGAGUUUCGUGGUGCACAUGCUAAAGAAAUUACAAACUAUUU
Branchiostoma belcheri (Belcher's lancelet) is the source of this 2022-nucleotide messenger RNA. RefSeq lists its product as uncharacterized. The record is from RefSeq and is a predicted model, not a curated record. Bases 121 to 1470 code for a protein of 449 amino acids. The transcript is spliced from 10 exons. Lineage: Eukaryota; Metazoa; Chordata; Leptocardii; Amphioxiformes; Branchiostomatidae.